UCUGCCUCCUUCAGCAAGCCAAGAUCGAAGGUAGAAAGGAAAAAACUAAAACUAAAAUAAAAAUAAAAACAAAAUUCUCUGGAACACAGUUCAGAAGCCUAUAGGCUAAGCUUUCUUCUUCAAUCGCCAGACUCCAAGAACUGGUUCUCUGGUUACCAAAUCCUGAAGCAAAAGAUUUUUUUGGAAGAGAUAAAAAGCCCCUCUCGCCGGCCGCGAAUUUCUCUUCGAAGUUCGCCCAAGCACAACCAACCAUGAUGCUCAGAAUCCGCAGCCGGGACGGCCUGGAGCGGGUCUCCGUCGACACCUCCUGCACCACCGUCGGCCACCUCAAAACCCUAAUUCAGUCCCAGCUCCAAAUCCCCAUCCACAACCAAACCCUCUCCACCAACCAGAACCUCCUGCUCGCCAAAUCCCCCGCCGAUCUCCUCAAAUUAGCCGACAUGGCCGACCCGGCCACACCGCUCUCGUCUCUCAACCUAGCCCACGGCUCCAUCGUGUUUCUGGCCUACGAGGGCGAGAGGAGCAUCGCCGGGCCCGCGGUCUCCCCCGCCGGAUCCUUCGGCCGCAAGAUGACCAUGGACGAUCUGAUCGCCAAGCAGAUGCGGGUCUCCAGGCAGGAGAACCCGCAUUGCGAGUCGGUUUCCUUCGAUCGCGACUCCGCCAAUGCGUUCCAGCACUACGUCAACGAGACCCUCGCCUUCGCGGUGAAGAGGGGCGGGUUUAUGUACGGGACCGUCUCCGAAGAGGGGAAAGUUGAGGUGGAUUUCAUAUACGAGCCGCCUCAGCAAGGGACCGAGGAAGCUCUGUUGCUUUUGAGGGAUUCCGGUGAAGAAAAAGCUGUGGAUGCUAUUGCGUCAGGGUUGGGGAUGAGGAGGGUUGGGUUCAUAUUCACGCAGACCAUAGCGCAGGAUAAGAAAGAUUACACUUUGUCUAAUAGAGAGAUUCUGCAGGCCGCAGAGCUCCAUGCCGAGAGUGAGUUGAAAGAGUGGGUAACUGCGGUGGUGAAGUUGGAGGUGAACGAGGAUGGUGGUGCGGAUGUUCACUUUGAAGCCUUCCAGCUUAGUGAUACGUGCGUCAAGCUAUUCAAGGAAGGGUGGUUUGAGACUGAGAUUGGGCAGGAUGUGGAUCCCAAGUUAUCUAUCAUGAAGAAGGAUGUUGUUGUGGGCGUGAAAGAUGUCAAGGAGGUCGACAACGAUUUCUUCUUGGUUGUGGUCAAGAUUUUGGAUCACAUGGGUCCUCUUACAUCAACAUUCCCUAUUGAGAACAGGGCCACACAAGUGACAAUGAGGGCACUGAAGAAUCACCUCGAACGCGCAAGGAGCCUUCCAUUCGUGAAGAGGAUAUCUGACUUCCAUCUGAUGCUAUUCCUGGCUAGGUUUCUAGACCUCAAUUCCGAUGUCCCUGCACUUGCAGAGUGUGUCCUUACACAGACGACUGUGGCAGAAGGCUACCAGAUCCUAAUUGAAUCCAUGGCCAGCACAGCUUGAUCCCCCCUCUCGUCUACAACUGGGAUCGCAGAAUCCCCGUUUGCUUAAUCGAGGCCACGAACCAUUGUACAUCACUGUUUCUUCUCUUUGAUGAUGAUCAUGUGCAAUAGGAAGGGGCAUUUCGUUGCCUGGGAAAUUGAUUAUGUCCAUAUGUACUCAGUACUUAACAGUCUAUUUAUGAGCAUUCUUCUAGCGUCUUUCUUAAUAGCUUUAGUUACUUUCGGUUCAUUCGUGUGUUUGAUGUUCUGAUGAAUGAAAUCCUAGCUUGUUCUGAAGUUCAAUGUUCAUCUUAAUUGAGAAUAGUCGACUGGCUGCAACUUGCAAGCCACUCAAUCGUGGAUCCGCCAAUUCUCACUGCUAUAGUCAAUUUUCUCCUGUGCGUGUUUGCUAGGUUGAAACAAGAAGAGACAAUUACACAAUAAAAUAAAAUAAAAUAAAAUAAGAGAAUAAAAUAGUGACAAUAAAAAUUUCUCCUGUGUGAUGUUCUGAUUACUUUAGAUGGGAUGCAACAUGUGAGCUUUUAUGAUGUAUCUUUGAUCUUCAUAUCGUGGCAUCAUAAUCAUAAUUUUGAUUAUGUGAUUUCUCAAUAUUUAAUCGUAUAAUAAUGAAUCAGAUUAAGUUAUUUAUUUUUAUACAAUAUCAAUUUUCAAUUAUAUAAUAAAUUAAGUAUGAGUUUCGUGAAUGUUAUAUGUUAUUUGUUUGUAUAUUCAUAAAUUCUAAAAGUUGUUCAUUAGGAGUUCAUCAAAUACUGCUAUAGUGAUAAAUUUAAUAACAAGAAUACAUGGAUUAGCUGUAAUCUUAGGCUACUAAGCAAACAUUGGUGAUUAAGAUUUAGAGCUUGAGUUUGAUGAUUAAAGUCAACACUUAGGUUAGAGCGUAUUGUACGAAAGUAUAAACUAAAAACGGAGAGUGUAGCAUAAACAUGCCCUAAUGUAGCAAUGCAUUAUAGUUACUUUUUAUUAUCAUUUCAUUUCCAAAUAAUAAGAUUAAAAUUUUCUA
Linum trigynum is the source of this 2486-nucleotide messenger RNA. Lineage: Eukaryota; Viridiplantae; Streptophyta; Magnoliopsida; Malpighiales; Linaceae. The record is from the annotation of a GenBank genome assembly.